GCUGCUUCUAUAAACAGCAGUCUACCAGCCGUCUCCUACGUCAAAUCUGUCGACAUCUGGAUUGGAGUUUGUCUUGCGUUUAUCUUCGCAGCUGUGCUAGAAUUUGCAUGGGUCUCAUAUAAAGGGAAUUUGUACACUAACUGUGUGGCACAUUCCCAGAGGGCCGGUACAAUGGAAAAAGAAUCCAACGAAGGAAGGAGAAAAGAGUCAAGCAACGACGCUUGGGGAGCAGCAAAAACCGAUGAGGAAGUGCUGUGUAGUGAUCAAGGCGCGCCUUUGUAUAAAAAACAUCUAACAUGGUGGCAAAAAUGGAAAGUUAAUGCAGAUUCUGCAAAGAUGAUUGACCUGAAAUCAAGUCAGUUUUCACAGUUUUAG
This is a messenger RNA of Strongylus vulgaris, 375 nucleotides long. Lineage: Eukaryota; Metazoa; Nematoda; Chromadorea; Rhabditida; Strongylidae. The record is from the annotation of a GenBank genome assembly.